UCGCCCUUUGACCCUUAAUUUAAAAUGGCUGAAAGUAUGGAAGUUGAUGAAGAUGGCCCUAUAAGACAUUUGCUGACAAUUGAGUCGAUCAAGAUCAUGGGAGAGUCUGUGGGGAUAUCAAAUCUCAAUGAAGAUGCUGCAAAUUGGCUCAGUGAGGACCUGGAGUACCGUUUGAAAGAGAUUGUCCAAAAUUCAAACAAAUUCAUGUGCCACUCUAAACGCAGUCAGCUUACUUGCUCCGAUAUUGAUAAUUCCCUCAAGACAAAAAAUAUUGAGCCACUGUACGGAUUUGAUUCCUCCGAUUACGUUCCGUUUCGACAUACGAGUGGGGGUGGGAAGGAACUGUACUACACUGCCGAGAAAGAAAUCGAUCUUUUGAAUCUGCUCAACUCUCCCCUUCCCCGAGUUCCCUGUGACGUCACUCUUAAGGCACAUUGGUUGUCGGUAGACGGGGUUCAACCAGCUGUUCCCGAGAACCCUCCACUCUGCACAAUUGAGGCACAAUAUGAAGAAGCAUCCGCAAUGUCCAUACCUAAUAUGAAGAAAAACGAACCUGUGGCUCACUUGAAAGAUCUUAAGUUUUCGAAGAAGGAGCACAGCAAAGACGUGGUUGUUAGCAGUGAGUGGUCGAAAUUAAAACCCCUUCAAGCACAUUCUCUGUCUCUGGAGCAGCAACUAUACUACAAGGAGAUCACUGAAGCGUGUAUUGGUUUGUCCUCUGAGCAGAAAUCUCAAGAAGCGCUCGGAAGUCUCUCAACUGAUCCAGGUCUGUAUCAGCUGCUGCCUCAGUUUACAAGCUUCAUUAAUGAGGGCAUAAAAGUCAAUCUAACGAAACGCAAACUGAACUCUCUAAAACAAUUGCUGAAGAUGGUUAGCGCACUUCUCGAGAAUUCGACGUUAUCAAUGGAGAAGUAUUUGCACGAGUUGGUUCCUUCUGUUCUCACGUGUCUUGUUAACAAACAGUUGUGUUCAAGGCCUGAAGCUGAAGACCACUGGAGCCUGAGGGACUUAGCGGCCAAGAUUUUGUCAAGAAUGUGCAAAAAGUACAAUAAUUCAGUUAACAGUUUGCAGACUCGAUUGACCCGUAUGUUGGCUCAAGCUCUUCGUAACAAUACUCAAGGAUUGGCUGUACACUAUGGUGCGAUAAUGGGCCUUGUGGAGCUCGGUCCCGAAGUUGUCAGCUCUCUGGUUAUUCCAAGAUUGAAAGUCGAAGGUGAACUAAUUCGUGCAGCCCAAACAAAUACAGGAAAUGUUAUCGAACAAGUGGCCGGUAGUCGAUUACAGAACAUGAUACAGCGUCAAUGCUCUCCGAUUCUACUAACUUCAAGACCUGCGACAGACAAUCUACAAGAUUUUCAAGCGAAUUAUGGUCUUCUGGGACAAGUUUUGUUCAACCAAGUCAAGACCCUUCGCCAGAAUCGAGUUGGACUGCAGAGUCUCUCAAGCUCAUCAGGAGUUGCUCUUAAAUCUCCAAGGCCACCUGCACUGAAUAUUUCGUCUCCUCUGGUUACUGUUAAAGUCACUGGAACUGGCAAUGUGAAAAUGAAUUCUCCAAGUCCCAUUUCAACCUCAAUCUCGUCACCGAUAGCUGCCGCUUUGCGGCUGGUCUCACAGAGUGCUCAAUCCACUGGUGGUUCGAUUAUGGGAUCAUCUUCUACUCCUGUUACUUCUGUGCCUACUAUCUCUGCUACUAUACUCUCUGCUAUGAUGUCUAAUCCGAAUGCCCAAGCGAUGCUCUCAGCCCUUGCCUCCAAGGCACAGUCUCCCUCUAUACCCAAAGUUGAAUCCACUAUAUCACCACCUAAAACUCCAACUACCACUAGCACUUAAUAAUUGUUGAAUGUUAUGCAUUACUGUUAUUCAAUUGUUGUGUACAAUCA
Molecule: messenger RNA, 1880 nt
Organism: Halichondria panicea
Lineage: Eukaryota; Metazoa; Porifera; Demospongiae; Suberitida; Halichondriidae
Product: transcription initiation factor TFIID subunit 6-like
Exons: 1
Coding region: 25-1830 (601 amino acids)
Biological process (GO): RNA polymerase II preinitiation complex assembly; transcription initiation at RNA polymerase II promoter
Cellular component (GO): transcription factor TFIID complex; SAGA complex; SLIK (SAGA-like) complex
Molecular function (GO): transcription coactivator activity; RNA polymerase II general transcription initiation factor activity; protein heterodimerization activity
Source: RefSeq, a predicted model, not a curated record